GUCAGCUCUUCGUGUUAUAGUUGUCAUUAAAAAUUGUAAAGAGUAAAGUUACUUUAACUUAAUCAAGUAAACUUAAAGUUACUUUAAUCACCAGAAUUCGACAUGUCUCGGCAAUUCGGAUUAAUCAGAGACAUGGCGAGGACCGACUACCUGAUUACCUCCUCGGAGAUCGGUGCAGUUAUGCCCGACAAGUUUCCCAAGGCGAAGCAUCACUAUUUGGCCCUUCCACGGACCGACAUUCCCAGUAUUUUUCAUCUUAACCGGACACAUCUGCCGCUCUUAAGGGAGCUUCAUCAUCUGGCGCAAGAGGCUGUCAAAAUAAAAGGAGUUCUUUGGGAGGACUUCCAGGUGGGAUUCCAUGCCAAACCGAGCAUGCAAAGGCUCCACAUGCACGUCAUCUCCAAGGAUUUCGUAUCACCAUGUAUGAAGACCAAGAAUAAUUGGAACUCGUACACCACCGAACUAUUUGUUCCCUACGAAAAACUGUACGCUCAGCUGGAGAAGGAGAACUGCUUUUCCCGACUGCCAAAAUCUCUAGUAGAUGAGCUCUAUUCGCGGCCUCUGGCGUGUAAUCAAUGCGAGUUUGCCCCGGACUCGCUUUCGGACUUGAAGGCGCACUUGCUUUACCACUGGCAUAAUAAAGAUAAGGAGCGUGAGCAGAUGCACGUAAUAGAUGGAAUAAGUAAAAUGUCAUUACAAAACACUCGGCCGAAACACAUCGAAUCGAGGAAUUCGCCGAAACUCAAUCAGUGGAACCAUAGGUUGCAUCAAGGACCUAGGGCUUUUGGAAACGGUCAUUCUCAAAGUCAGAGCGACAACAGGCGCCCGGGAUACAAAGGGUGUCGACCACAGCCUCCGCAUUAUUAUACAACAAAACCUUUUGCUGUUGAGGGAAUUCUACACAAUGGGCAACAAAAUGGAGCGAGCCCAAGACGUUUAGCGAAAAAGGAUCAACAGAUCACACAUGAACAGCCUAAUCAGGACUCAAAUCAACAGAGUAGUCCAAACACACAGAAAGCUCAGCACCCAAGCUACAAUACUCAACAGCCAAAUGUGCAUAAAGUAAAUUGGCCGAAACACAUCGAAUCGAGGAAUUCGGCGAAACUCAAUCAGUGGAACCAUAGGUUGCAUCAAGGACCUAGGGCUUUUGGAAACGGUCAUUCUCAAAGUCAGAGCGACAACAGGCGCCCGGGAUACAAAGGGGGUCGACCACAGCCUCCGCAUUAUUAUACAACAAAACCUUUUGCUGUUGAGGGAAUUCUACACAAUGGGCAACAAAAUGGAGCGAGCCCAAGACGUUUAGCGAAAAAGGAUCAACAGAUCACACAUGAACAGCCUAAUCAGGACUCAAAUCAACAGAGUAGUCCAAACACACAGAAAGCUCAGCACCCAAGCUACAAUACUCAAAAGCCAAAUGUGCAUAAAGUAAAUUGGAAAACUAUUCCUACUCAAAUUCACCAAAAUGCGGUUCAGAAUCAAAAAGAAAGACAGUCCGCAGCCCCAGCCAAAUUUUAAAAUUCAUCAAGUCAUUGGCGAGAACAACAAUCUUAAUCAACGAAACGGAAAAAAAAAACAAGAGGAUGGCAAGAAGAAAAAAGAAGAAAUCACCUGGGAUUCUACAGAAUCAAGAAAUUUUGGCUCCACUACCUCCAAACGAUUCCAAAACAGAGUGCUCCUAGAAUAUUCUUUCUGUAUGAAUGCCAUAUUUUAAAAAUAAAAUUCUUGUGCGCUCUUAGUAGUUUGCACAAGUUUUGUAAAGCAGA
Drosophila sechellia is the source of this 1763-nucleotide messenger RNA. RefSeq names its product aprataxin-like protein. Gene Ontology annotation, biological process: single strand break repair. Lineage: Eukaryota; Metazoa; Arthropoda; Insecta; Diptera; Drosophilidae. Gene Ontology annotation, molecular function: mismatched DNA binding; DNA 5'-adenosine monophosphate hydrolase activity; double-stranded RNA binding. Gene Ontology annotation, cellular component: nucleus. The transcript has 3 exons. Bases 103 to 1515 code for a protein of 470 amino acids. The record is from RefSeq and is a predicted model, not a curated record.